AUGGCCGAGUUGGAUCCUAGAAUCUAUACGGUGGCAUGGAUUGCUCCUUUGGAAAUCGAGGCACAAGCUGCGCUGCACAUGUUGGACAGUCGACACUCAGGCAGAUUUCGCAUGGAACGAGGAGAUGACUACGUCUUCCAAGCUGGCGAUGCAUGCGGGCACAAUAUCAUCAUAGCGACUCUACCAGCCGGUGAACUCUACGGCACGGGCUCUGCUGCGGCUCUUGCGAGCCAGGUGAAGAAGUUCUUCCCUAAUCUUUGGUUUGGCUUGCUAGUUGGAGUCGCAGCUGGUCUUCCGAAUCUAUCGCGCUGUCCACCGCUGGAUAUCCGUCUGGGUGAUGUCCUUGUGGGCCUUCCUAUUGGAGAUAACGCUGGCUUGAUACCAUAUGACCUCGGGAAAGAGACUGCAAACGAUGGAUUUCAGCUACUGCGCGCCGGCCACGGGUUGGCUAGGACCGAAACUGUCGUCAGAUCGGCCAUCGGUAGCAUCAAACUCAUGGCACCACACGACGCAGACGAGAUUUUACGGCAUUACAAAAUGAUCCAGCACAAAGAACACUCUUUAGGCACUUUUGAUGACCCGGGACAAGAGCGAGACGUAUUGUAUCAAGUUGACGAGCGCGGCAUCGACAGUCCAGUACAACGUGAGCAAAGGCCAGUCUCGAAGCGCACUCGAAUAUGGUAUGGAUCAAUAGGCUCAGGUGAAAAGGUUUUCAAAAACGCGCAAAAACGCAACGAACUGAGGGAUAAAUUCAACCUCAUCGGCCUUGAGAUGGAGGCGGCUGGCACGAUGGAUCGAAUUCCUGUCGGAGUGAUUCGGGGAGUCUGUGAUUAUGGGGACGAACACAAGAAUAAAGAGUGGCAACCAUAUGCUGCUGCAACGGCUGCUGCUUACGCAAGAGCGGUUCUGGAAAAGAUAGGACCAAUCACCAGUGAGUUGGUCCAGUUCCGACUCUCUACUCUCCUUGUCUAG
Messenger RNA from Trichoderma reesei QM6a, 972 nucleotides. RefSeq lists its product as uncharacterized. The record is from RefSeq and is a predicted model, not a curated record. Lineage: Eukaryota; Fungi; Ascomycota; Sordariomycetes; Hypocreales; Hypocreaceae. Gene Ontology annotation, molecular function: catalytic activity. Gene Ontology annotation, biological process: nucleoside metabolic process. The transcript has a single exon. Bases 1 to 972 code for a protein of 323 amino acids.